Molecule: messenger RNA, 762 nt
Organism: Neltuma alba
Lineage: Eukaryota; Viridiplantae; Streptophyta; Magnoliopsida; Fabales; Fabaceae
Exons: 1
Coding region: 84-554 (156 amino acids)
Source: RefSeq, a predicted model, not a curated record
AAAUAUUCACACAACCUCAGAUAUCAUAUCCUUCUUUCUUUCUCUCUUCUCUUUCUCCACAAAACCAUUAUUAUUACAGUCAAAUGGGGAACAGCUUAAGGUGCUGUUUGGCUUGCGUUCUUCCCUGCGGUGCUCUUGACUUGAUCCGAAUAGUCCAUCUCAACGGCUUCGUUGAAGAACUCGCCGGUCCCAUCACCGCCGAUGAGGUCCUCAAAGCCAAUCCCAAUCACGUUCUAACCAAACCCACUUCCCAGGGAGUCGUUCGCCGGAUUCUCGUCCUCUCGCCGGAUACCGAGCUCAAGCGAGGCAGCAUCUACUUCUUGAUCCCAUCCUCCUCCGUCCCCGACAAUAAGAAGACUACUUCCUCCAAGAAGAACAAGAUCAGCAGCAAGAAGAAGAGUAGCCAUACUGUUUUGUCUUCUCAAUGUGAUAAACAUCUCGCAGUACUCUCUGCGGAUAUUGCCUCCUCCGAGAAGAAAUCUUCCCGCAGGGAUCGCCGAAGCGGCCACGCGGGAAUAUGGAAGCCUCGUUUAGAGAGUAUCUCUGAGGACUAGUCCUUUUUUUGUUUGGGGGGGGGGGUGGUCGGUGUUUGAGUUUGCCGGUGACGGAAUCUGGCUUUCUUGGGGAACCAAAAAUGGUUUCAAUUAUUGGAGGAGAGCGAAGAAUGAUGUACUCUCUUUUUUGCCCUUUUUGGUGUCCCUUUUGAAAACAAAUGUACGUGGGUUUUUGGUUUUGUGGAUAAACAAAAAUUUACCUUGUCAA